Molecule: messenger RNA, 1355 nt
Organism: Solea solea (common sole)
Lineage: Eukaryota; Metazoa; Chordata; Actinopteri; Pleuronectiformes; Soleidae
Product: 5-hydroxytryptamine receptor 3A-like
Exons: 11
Coding region: 45-1355 (436 amino acids)
Biological process (GO): monoatomic ion transmembrane transport; signal transduction; regulation of membrane potential
Cellular component (GO): membrane; neuron projection; synapse
Molecular function (GO): extracellular ligand-gated monoatomic ion channel activity; neurotransmitter receptor activity; transmembrane signaling receptor activity
Source: RefSeq, a predicted model, not a curated record
ACAUCUCAGACUUUGGAUUAUUUCUGAUCCUGAACGAGCUUGUGAUGUUUGUCAGCUUGUUUUUCAUGUUCCUCUUCACAGAUGGGGCAUCCUCUGAGGGGAAAUGUGCUUACCAGGACAUUGUCAAGCAUUUGGGUUUGACCUAUGACAAUAAGACGUUCCACAUGACCCGGCCUGUUGCCAACUACAGUGAACCCACACUUGUUUUUAUGGAGUUGUCUGUCUAUGCCAUUCUAGAAGUGAGAGAGAAGGACCAGAUAUUUGUUUCUUGUGUUAUGAUCAAAAUGACAUGGUUAAAUGAGUUCGUACGUUGGAACGAAACAGAAUUUUGUGGUAAUGGACAUUUGAUUGUUCCAGCUGAACUCAUGUGGAAGCCAGAUCUCACCGUUCAGGAAUUGACAGAGAGUGAAAAGUCUAAACCUAACCCUUAUGUCAUAAUAAGAUCAAUCGGGCAUGUUAUACUAAUGGAUGAACUCGUGUUGGUCAGCACCUGCAAAAUGCAGGUCUACAGAUUCCCCUUUGACACUCAGAGCUGCAUACUCACUUUUAGGUCCGUUGUACACUCUGGCGGCGAUAAAUGGAUCACAGAAAUGUCUCGCAGGAAGACACGGAAUCAGUCUGAGUGGGAGCUGAUCAGCAUUACAAGCGAAACAAAAACUGAAUCAACAUUUAUCGGAAUUCAUCAAACCUUAAUGAUUUACACUAUCAAGAUAAAGAGGAGGUCGGCGCUCUACAUUGUCAACUUCAUACUCCCCAUCUUGUUCUUCCUGUGUCUGGACUUGGCCUCCUUCCUGAUCUCAGACACCAGUGGCGAGAAGCUGGGCUUCAAGGUCACAGUGCUGCUCGCUGUAACUGUGAUGCAGCUCAUUCUCAAUGAAAUUCUGCCUUCUUCAUCAGAGCGGAUCCCACUGAUAGCCGUCUACUGCAUUGGGGUUUUUGCUCUGAUGAUGCUCAGCCUCCUGGAGAGUGUUUUUGUGAUGUACCUGAUAGACAAAGACAACGCACCACAGGACAAUGAGACAGAUGAAGACCUGAGGCUGAGCGAGGACAAACGAGGCAAAGCUAGAUGUGAAGGAGAGGUGAAUAAAUGUGUUCACUCUUCAUCUGGCUGUGAUGUGUCUCCCAUUAAGACACCAUCUGAAAAGCUGCCAGUGGCUACAGAGGAUAGCAACAUCCAACUGACGGAGGUGUCUCUGGCCUUGUAUGAGGUGAGGAACCAGAUAAAGACUCUACUCGUCAGCAGCAGGAAGGAGGAAGCAAAACCUGGCUACUGGACCAAAGUGGCUAGAAGAAUCAACAAAUGCAGCAGGGGCGCUGUUCGCUUUCACGACUCCGCGCUGUCGUUCAAUCAGUGA